CUUGUGCACUUGCUUGCACUUGGCCGCGGCUCCCGGGGGAUCGCCACAGGUUGUCCUCUGUGGAACUCGGGCUGCUGGAUGUCCCAACAGCGCGGGCCGAGAUGAUUCUCGAGGAGACCCCGGACGGCGAGGGAGGCGGCGAUGGAGGCUUUUUGUUGGAGCCCCCGGACGGGGGUAGCGUUCGAAAGGGUUGUAAUCCCUUGGUCCAGACCCAGAGGAGCCGCCUACAGAACCACCGGGCCAGGAUCAACCAACAGAUCAACAAGGAAAUGAGGAUACGCACAGGGGCGGAGAACCUGUUCAGAGCUACCACCAACCACCGAGUCAAGGAGACUGUUGCCCUGGAGCUGAGCUAUGUGAAUUCCAACCUUCAGCUGCUAAAGGAGGAACUGGAGGAGCUGAACAGUAGCGUGGAUGUGUACCAGAAUGACAGGUGCCCAGGGUGCGAGGGGGUGGAUGGGGCUCUGGCGACUUCUUAUUUUCAAAGAAAGGGAAACAAGAUCUUGAAAGAUCUCCAUCUUGCCAUUCGAACACCUAGCAGAAACGAGGCUGGUCUGGAUCUCCUCAUGGAAUACUAUAACCAGCUCUAUUUUUUGGACCUCCGCUUCUUUUCUCCCAAUCGAAAUCUUGGUGUCUUCUUCCACUGGUACGACUCCCUCACUGGGGUCCCCUCCCACCAGAGGACCCUGGCCUUUGAGAAGGGGAGUGUCCUUUUUAACAUUGGUGCCCUUUAUACCCAGAUUGGGGCCCGGCAGGACCGGGGCACCAGGACGGGCAUUGACUGUGCCAUUGAAGCUUUCCAGAGAGCAGCAGGUGCCUUUAACUAUUUGAAGGAAAAUUUCUCUAAUGCUCCAAGCCUGGAUAUGAGCGUGGCCUCUCUCUCCAUGUUGGUUCGGCUCAUGACUGCCCAGGUCCAGGAGUGCGUCUUUGAGCAGCUGACCCUGGCUGGGAUCCCCCAAGAACCUCUCUCCCAGAUGAGACUUGCCCAAGAAGCAGCCCGGGUGGAGGACGUGUACUCCCUUGUGUACCAGACCAUGGCUCAGCCGCCCGUCAGAGACUAUGUGCCCUUCUCCUGGACCAUCAUGGUGAAUGUCAAGGCCAAGCACUUCCGAGGCUUGUCUCACUACUAUGCUGCCAUUGCCCUCUGUGAUGGGCCUGUUGUAGCAGAUUCUGAGAUUUCCAAAUAUGAGAAAGCCUUUAUCCAAUUCCAUGUCACAGCACCAGAGGGCCCUUCGCUGCCUGUUCUCCUUCAGGAUUCAGAAGAGCGGAGAAAACUUGCGAAGGCGCACCUGCGGAAGGCCAUGAUGAACCACGAGGAAGCCCUGCGUCUCCACGCGGUCUGUCGCAUCCUUCGAAAGAUGGACCUGCUGCAGGAGGUUGUGUCCCUGGCGCACAGACGCUCCCUGGCCAAGUACUCCGAGAUCGACCACGAGGAUGACUUCUUUGAGACUGCCGAAGCCCCCGAAGUCCACCCCAAGACCCACCAGAAGCCAGAGAUAAAGACACCCAAUUUCUCCCAGGUGAAGGUGACAGACAUCUUCCACCGCUUGGGGCCCCUGUCUGUGUUCUCUGCCAAGAGCCAGUGGCGGCUGAAGGGACCCACCCGCCUGACUCGGGGCGAGGGCGGCUUCGGAUUCACUCUCAGGGGAGAUUCUCCCGUUCUCAUUGCAGCUGUGAUUCCUGGGGGCCGGGCCGAGGCAGCUGGACUGAAGGAGGGGGAUUACAUCGUGUCCGUGAAUGGGGAGCCCUGCAAGUGGGGGAAGCACUCGGAGGUGGUGGCCCUGCUCACCGGUGUGGGAGAGGAAGGGGUGGACAUCCAGGUGGUCACGCCCCUGCGAGAGGAGUCUCUUGGCCUGGUGGACAAGAAGGCGACCACCUUGUCCUCCGCUGGACUCUUGCGCAGUGACAAGGAAAAUGGCGGCCAGGCCACACUGCCCGGGCCCCUCCUCGGCUGGAACAAGAAGGCUAAGCGGGGCCAGGGCCCUCGGCGGCUCCAACCUUUCUCCUCGUCCGCAGACAACACGUCGACUUCGCACUGAGGCACCUGCUCUGGGACAUCUUCCUUGGCCCUCCCUAAAGGGCCGGUGAACAGAGCCCGGAAGCGGCCCCUGCCCCGGCUUGGGGACGUCUAGAAGGCAGCUGCUUCUGGCUGGUUGUGGGAACGGGGCCCGAGGCUUCCCUGCGGGCUCGGGCAGCCCCUGCAGGACGGACGUCGGGGCUGCUGGCGGACGGCCCGGCAUCUUUCCCGACCCCGACGGCUCUCCCAGCCAGAGGGGCUGGGGCCGGAAGGAGGUCCCUGGAUCUCCUCUAAACCUGGUAAACUUCCGAGCACUACAGAAACGAGCCCUGAGCUUACUAUUCUCCCGACAGCCAGCACUUGCCCUGAGAGCCGGCAGCCCGGAUGCCCACCCUGGCCCUGCCGCUUGCUGCUUGUGUUCUCUUCUCCGCUCGGGCCUCAGUUUCCUUACGUGUUAUAGAACUGGAAGGGGCGGCUCCCUCUACUUCUGUGGCAUGUUAAAAUUAGCAAAGCACUUUCCUGACAAAGUUGUCCUGGGAGGGUUGCUGAGAGAGAAGUCCCUUCCUCAGGGUCAUACAGCAGCAGCAGAAAUGAGACUGAGACGUCGGUCUUCAGAAAGACCAAGGCCUGCUCCUGCCUUGAGCCCCGAGCUCUGGGACGAGACAGGCCGUCGACGGGGGCGUGGGAUUGUGCCCCAAGACUGCCGUAUUCGUCAGGAAGAAGAAUACUCUUCCUCCCCCUUCUCCCUCCCCCUCUCCAUCCUGCCUUCCUUCCUCUCCUCUUCCCAGAGGUGCAGAUUCUGACCAGGAUACGAGAGGGCCUCUGCGAUGGGCCUUGGCAGGUCCCGCGUGGGGCCCUCGUCCUUCUGGGUUUUCAUCAAAGGCCCAAAGUAUAGGAGGGGCCUUAGUGAACCUGGAGCCCCGUUCUGUCAUUUCCCAGGAGAGGAGACGAGUCCUGAACAGGGGAUUAACUUGCCCAGGUGACCCCCGAGGGUUAGAGGCUGACGUAGAGCUAGGCUCAGGCCUCCUGGCUCCAGCCUACAGGACGAAUAGAGUGCGGUGCCCAGUAACCGUCUGCUGCCGGGAUGUGAGGGGCCAGUGACUGGCCUGGCCCUGGGCUCUCAGUUUCCUCCUCUGUUAAAAGAGGUUAGACUUGUUCAUCUCUAAGGGCCCAAGGAGCUCUUCAGGGGUAGAACCUUCUCCCCUCCAUACACACACUGCCCCCAAGAAGCCUUCCAUGAUCACCCCAGCUGAAGUGGUCUCCUUCCUCCGAUUUCAAAGAUCUCAGCUUGCUCUGCAUGACACCGUCAUGGAUUCCUACUGAUUUCUGUAGCAGCAGCGUCCUCUUAGAUGGAACUCCUGGAAGGCGGAGAUGUGGGCCGUAGGCACUUAAUAAAUGUUUGAGUCGAA
This is a messenger RNA of Gracilinanus agilis (Agile Gracile Mouse Opossum), 3426 nucleotides long. RefSeq names its product rhophilin Rho GTPase binding protein 1 (gene RHPN1). Gene Ontology annotation, biological process: signal transduction; negative regulation of stress fiber assembly. Bases 102 to 2039 code for a protein of 645 amino acids. Lineage: Eukaryota; Metazoa; Chordata; Mammalia; Didelphimorphia; Didelphidae. The transcript has 13 exons. Gene Ontology annotation, molecular function: protein binding. The record is from RefSeq and is a predicted model, not a curated record.